CGGAGGAAUACAGUGAGCCGUACAGCAGUAGUUCGUCUUGCCUGCCCGCCUCCAGCAAGCCUUGUUCAGUGGCAACCGUCCAUUUCCUCUCUCCCUGUAGCGUAGCAGACCACCGUCUCCAACUCAAACAGACAUGGCUGACCAACUAACAGAAGAGCAAAUUGCAGAGUUCAAGGAGGCCUUCUCCCUGUUUGAUAAGGACGGAGAUGGUACCAUCACCACCAAGGAACUGGGCACGGUCAUGAGGUCACUUGGUCAAAAUCCAACUGAGGCCGAACUCCAGGACAUGAUCAAUGAGGUGGACGCAGAUGGCAACGGGACCAUUGACUUCCCUGAGUUCCUGACAAUGAUGGCAAGGAAGAUGAAGGACACUGACAGUGAGGAGGAGAUUAGGGAGGCGUUCAGGGUCUUUGAUAAGGAUGGCAACGGUUACAUUAGCGCAGCAGAGCUGCGUCAUGUGAUGACUAACCUGGGAGAGAAGCUGACAGAUGAGGAAGUAGACGAGAUGAUCAGAGAAGCAGACAUUGACGGAGACGGACAGGUCAACUAUGAAGAAUUUGUUCAGAUGAUGACCGCCAAAUGAACUGGGCUCCAAUUAAGACAAAGAAUCAGUCAAAUGUUUCACUUACCUCUUAUUGCAAAAAUCUACAUUUAUUCAUACUGUUCUGUAUAGACAACUUAAACUGAAUGUUGGAAAACUGAAAAUCUGUCCAUAUAAACAAGCUCAAAAAAAGGUAAAAGACAAAAAGAAAAACCUAAAUGAAUCUGCAUGUACUGGCUUGUAUUCCCUGCCCUCCCCCCAGCGCUAAGCUGCCCAAUCAGAUCUCAACUCGUUAGCCAAGCAGCCUGUCUGCAGCUGGCUGGUUUGGCCACUGCUCCUCUGCUUCCUGGUUCCAUCUGCCUGAUGUCAUGAUGAUUAUAUGGGCUGGCCAAUCGCCUUUCUUCUAUGACUUCCUGUUUUCUUUUGUUCUGUUCUUCAUGCAUGCAGCUUUAGAUGGGUUACUGUUGAGAGCCCAAUGGCAGAGGGCUGUUGUUGGGCCUCAGGUUGGCCUGGGACCCACAGAGAGGAGGGAGGGGUUAGUUGACAGAUAGAUGGGAGUGAGUGAACCAGCGGAACCUUUGCCGUUUGCUUACCUAAAUGAAGUCAGUGAUGACAGAUAUUUUUAAGAAAAAUAUUAAAAUGGAAUAAAUAAGAACUCAUUUUAGAUUCUGUGUUUCUGGCAUGUCAGGAUACUUGCUUUAUCCUUUGUGUGUUUACCUUUUUUGAGGGUGAAGCCUGGGUGGGGCAUAGAUUUGAGACUCUUGGGCAUUGGGUGUGUUCUAGACUAUUUGGAGGGGUGGGGUGGUCUUUAAAGGUGAUGAUAUAAAAGCAACCUUUGGAGCAAUAUGAGUAUUGUGAGUAUCAGCUUUUGUAGGGCUGAAGAUUAACAAUCAAUUAAUUUUUCCUCUGAAGCAUGCUUAGGUGCAGUAUAUUGCCUCAAAGGUUGCGCGUGUAUCAUGAUUCUACGCGGGUGUUCAUUUCAGUUUAGUGGGGACGGGGUCGGUGCUUUGCGGCAUUUCUAUCUUGUGUUGUGUGUGAGUUUGCGUGUGAGUUUGCGUGUGUGUGUGUUUGUGUGUGUGUGUGUGUGUGUGUGUGUGUGUGUGUGUGUGUGUGUGUGUGUGGGUGGGCGAGGCCCGGCCCAGUCCAACUGUUCUGUUCGGUUCAGUUGAUCUGCAUUCCAAGUUGUACAUGCUAGUCUUUACAUUUUGUUUUUCCAAUAAAAUAUCAUGAACUAA
Molecule: messenger RNA, 1776 nt
Organism: Dicentrarchus labrax (European seabass)
Lineage: Eukaryota; Metazoa; Chordata; Actinopteri; Moronidae
Gene: calm1a
Product: calmodulin 1a
Exons: 6
Coding region: 134-583 (149 amino acids)
Molecular function (GO): calcium ion binding
Source: RefSeq, a predicted model, not a curated record